This is a messenger RNA of Ceraceosorus bombacis, 1095 nucleotides long. Lineage: Eukaryota; Fungi; Basidiomycota; Exobasidiomycetes; Ceraceosorales; Ceraceosoraceae. The record is from the annotation of a GenBank genome assembly.
AUGGUCGCAUCCAAGUUCCUUGCUUUCCUCGCGCUGGCAGCUGCUGCCGUUGCCGCACCCGCCUCUAUCGAGCGUCGCGCCGAGCCUGGACAGGCCAACAUUGACGACGUCAUCCUCAACUACGCUCUUACCCUCGAGCAUCUUGAAAACGCCUUCUACAAGGAGCUGCCGUCUCUCCAAGCCUUCUCCGCUGCUGGUUACGACACCUUUGUCCACGCUCGGUGAGUCUGCCACCUGUGGGCUCUGUGGCGAAACCUCGUCGCUGAAAAUGCUUUCCCAAUCUUUCCCACAGCUUCCUCCAAAUCGGAGGUCACGAGGCUAGCCACGUCAAGUUCCUGAGCCAGGCCCUCGGAGACAAGGCUACCAAGGCUUGCACAUACGACUUGUGAGUUGGAGUGCAUCCGCACUGCUUGACGUGACGCGUGGUGAAGCGUUGUAGACUGAUGUGCCGUCUCCAUCAUCCAAUGUCACAGCGGCGUCAACGGCGAUGUCAACAAAUUCGUCCAGACCAGCGUUGUGCUGGAGGGUGUUGGAGUCAGCGCGUACGCCGGCGCAGCACAGAACAUCACCUCUCCAGCCUACCUCACGGCCGCCGCCACUGUUCUGACUACCGAGGCCCGUCACUCCGCUUGGGCUCAAGCAGCUGCUCGCAAGGGCAGAGCUGACGGUGACCCCGCUGGCGCAGCCUACGACACCCCUCUGACUUCUUUCUCGCAAGUCUACAGCUUGGCCGCCCCCUUCAUCAAGAAGUGCCCCGACAGCAACCCCGCUCUGCCCGUAAAGGCUUUCCCUGCCGCAUCUUGGAGCACCACACCCACCACCGGCGCUACCGUCGGCGUCAAGGGCGACGGUGUCAAGGAUGGCCAGUCCGUCGCCUUCAUCACCGCUGCAGGCACCACCGCCUUGGCCAAGAUUCAGGGCGGAAAGGUGACUGUCCCCGCUGAGGUUCAGGGUGGCCGCACCUACGCCGUCGUCAUCAAGGCCGACGCAAAGGCCGUCAGCGACGACAACACUGUUGCCAUCCUCUCCCCAUUCGACGUUCUCCGCACACCUAAGGAGGCAGCCAACCGCGCCCGUGCCGGCAAGGAGAACUGA